CGCGGCGCCGGAGCCCGGCGCAAAGUGAAACUCCUGGAAGCUGCUCGCCCUCGGGCGGGCCCCGGCCCCGGCUCCCUUCCACGCCCGGCGCCCAUGGCACUGAGCAAAGGGCUGCGGCUGCUGGCGCGGCUGGACCCCACGGGUCCCUGCAGUGUGCUGCUGGAGGCGCGCGGCCGUGGCGACUGCCUGCUCUUCGAGGCCGGCGCGGUGGCCACGCUGGCUCCGGAAGAGAAGGAAGUCAUUAAAGGACAGUAUGGCAAGCUGACGGAUGCCUAUGGCUGCCUCGGGGAGCUGAGGUUAAGAUCUGAUGGUGUCCCCUUGAGCUUCCUGGUGUUGGUGACAGGCUGCACAUCAGUGGGCAGAAUUCCAGACGCCGAGAUCUAUAAAAUCACCGCCACUGAGUUCUGCCCCCUGCAGGAAGAGGCCAAAGAAGAAGACCGCCUGCUCGCCUUGAAGAAAAUCCUGAGCUCAGGGGUGUUUUAUUUUGCAUGGCCCAAUGAUGGCUCCAGUUUCGAUCUGACCAUCAGGGCGCAGAAGCAGGGUGAUGACUGCUCUGAGUGGGGGACCUCCUUCUUCUGGAACCAGCUGUUGCAUGUGCCCCUGAGGCAGCACCAGGUGAGCUGUUGUGACUGGUUGCUGAAAGUCAUCUGUGGGGUGGUGACCAUCCGCACGGUGUAUGCCUCCCACAAGCAGGCCAAGGCCUGCCUCAUCUCUCGCAUCAGCUGUGAGCGCGCAGGUUCUCGCUUCCUUACCCGCGGUAUAAAUGACGAUGGCUACGUGUCCAACUUCGUGGAGACAGAGCAGACGAUUUACAUGGAUGAUGGAGUGUCGUCCUUUGUGCAGAUCCGAGGCUCUGUUCCGCUGUUCUGGGAGCAGCCAGGGCUUCAGGUCGGCUCCCAUCAUCUGAGACUACACAGAGGCCUAGAGGCCAACGCCCCUGCUUUUGAAAGGCACAUGGUGCUUCUGAAGGAGCAAUAUGGGAAGCAGGUGGUCGUGAACCUGCUGGGAAGCCGAGGUGGUGAGGAGGUGCUCAACAGGGCCUUCAAGAAGUUGCUCUGGGCCUCUUGCCACGCCGGCGACACACCUAUGAUCAAUUUUGACCUCCAUCAGUUUGCCAAAGGCGGGAAGCUAGAGAAAUUGGAGAGCCUGUUGAGGCCUCAGUUAAAGCUGCACUGGGAUGACUUGGGCGUGUUUGCGAAGGGCGAGAAUGUAAGUCCACGUUUUCAGAAAGGCACUCUGCGGAUGAAUUGUCUUGACUGCCUGGACAGAACCAACACUGUACAGUGCUUCAUUGCCCUUGAGGUCCUUCAUCUGCAGCUUGAGAGCCUGGGGCUAAAUUCAAAGCCCAUCAUUGACCGCUUUGUGGAGUCCUUCAAAGCCAUGUGGUCUCUGAACGGGCAUGGCCUGAGCAAGGUGUUCACAGGGAGCAGGGCCCUGGAAGGAAAGGCCAAGGUGGGGAAGCUGAAGGAUGGGGCCCGGUCCAUGUCUCGUACCAUCCAGUCCAACUUCUUUGAUGGGGUCAAGCAAGAGGCCAUUAAGCUACUGCUGGUUGGAGAUGUCUACAACGAAGAGUCCACAGAUAAAGGAAGGAUGCUGCUGGACAACACAGCCCUUCUGGUGACACCCAGGAUCCUGAGGGCCAUGACUGAACGCCAGUCAGAAUUCACCAAUUUCAAGCGGGUCCAAAUUGCUGUGGGGACCUGGAACGUGAAUGGAGGAAAGCAAUUCCGUAGCAAUCUCCUGGGGACAGCCGAGCUCACGGACUGGCUUCUGGAUGCACCCCAGCUCUCAGGAGCCGUGGACUCUCAGGGUGAUAGCAGCCCUGCUGACGUGUUUGCCGUGGGCUUUGAGGAGAUGGUGGAGCUGAGCGCGGGGAAUAUUGUCAAUGCCAGCACCACCAACAGGAAGAUGUGGGGCGAGCAGCUUCAGAAAGCCAUCUCCCGCUCCCAUAGGUACAUCCUCUUGACUUCGGCGCAGCUGGUGGGCGUCUGCCUUUAUAUCUUUGUACGUCCGUACCACGUCCCAUUCAUCAGGGAUGUGGCCAUCGACACCGUGAAGACCGGCAUGGGGGGAAAGGCGGGGAACAAGGGCGCCGUGGGCAUCCGCUUUCAGUUCCACAGCACCAGCUUCUGCUUCAUCUGCAGCCACCUGACGGCUGGGCAGUCUCAGGUGAAGGAGAGGAAUGAAGACUACCGGGAGAUCACUCACAAGCUCUCCUUCCCGGCGGGGAGAAACGUCUUUUCACAUGAUUAUGUGUUUUGGUGUGGCGAUUUCAACUACCGCAUCGAUCUUACCUACGAAGAAGUCUUCUAUUUUGUUAAACGUCAGGACUGGAAGAAACUUAUGGAAUUUGACCAGUUACAGCUACAGAAGUCAAGUGGGAAGAUUUUUAAAGACUUUCAUGAAGGAACCAUUAACUUUGGGCCCACCUACAAGUAUGAUGUUGGAUCAGCUGCCUACGAUACAAGCGACAAGUGCCGUACCCCAGCCUGGACAGACAGAGUGCUGUGGUGGAGGAAGAAACAUCCGUACGAUAAGACAGGUGAGUGCCGUGUGUGUGUGUGUGUGUGUGUGUGUGUGUGUGUGUGUGUGUGUGUGUGUGUGGCUGAGACACAAAGGGGGCGAGUGAGAAACACCGCCAAGCGAAAGAACCAGUCACUCAGCCCAGUGGCCUGGCUGUGUCAAUCACAUUGCAGACCUGUGCUGGCCAUCGUGGAGGUGGAGGUGCAAGAGGUUGAUGUGGGAGCCCGGGAGCGGGUUUUCCAGGAAGUGUCCUCUGCCCAAGGCCCGCUGGAUGCCACCGUUGUGGUAAACCUUCAAUCGCCAACCCUAGAAGAGAGAAAUGAAUUUCCUGAGGACCUGCGUACAGAACUCAUGCAGACUUUGGGGAAUUAUGGGACGAUUAUUCUGGUCAGGAUCAACCAAGGACAGAUGCUGGUGACCUUUGCAGAUAGCCACUCGGCUCUCAGUGUGCUAGACGUGGACGGUAUGAAGGUGAAAGGCAGAGCUGUGAAGAUUCGACCAAAGACCAAAGAUUGGCUGAAGGGCUUGAGAGAGGAGCUCAUUCGGAAGCGGGACAGCAUGGCCCCCGUGUCUCCCACCGCCAACUCCUGCCUGCUGGAGGAGAACUUCGACUUCACCAGUCUGGACUAUGAGUCUGAAGGGGAUGUUCUUGAUGAUGACGAGGACUAUUUAGUGGAUGGGUUUGGCCAGCCUGUGGCCUCGGACAGUGAACUUGGUGGAGACGACUCUUCCGAUACCAUGAGCUCCUCAGCAGCACCUGCCGGCAAAUCUCCUGCCCUCGCCAAAAAGAAGCAACAUCCAACGUACAAAGACGGCGCUGACCUGGCGAAGUUAAAGCAGGAGCUGGACGUUGUUGGGGAUUUUCGCCACCGUUCUCCGAGCAGGUCCCUGUCCGUCCCCAAUAGGCCUCGGCCACCUCACCCACCACAGAGACCCCCCCCUCCAACUGGCUUAGUGGUGAAGAAGUCAGCCUCAGAUGUCUCCAUCUCCGCCGGCACUCAUGGGCAGUAUUCAAUCUUGCAGACGGCGAAACUUCUUCCAGGAGCACCUCAGCAACCACCCAAGGCUAGAACUGGAAUAAGUAAACCUUACAACGUCAAGCAGAUCAAAACCACCAAUGCCCAGGAGGCAGAAGCAGCGAUCCGGUGUCUCCUGGAAGCCAGAGGAGGUAUCCCAGAAGCAGCCCCGGGGGCCAUGCCCCUGAGAGACCAAGGGUCUUCCAAGCCAGAGCCCAUGCUUGCAGGAGGCAAGCCGGAGGCCUCCCUGGGGCCCCCUGCCCUGCCCCGCCGGCCUGCGCCUCGGGUUCCAGCUAUCAAGAAGCCAACUCUGAGGAGGACGGGAAAGCCCACGUCACCCGAAGAACAGUUUGAACAGCAGCCUGUCCACUUUACGAUCGGUUCCCAGGAAACGAGCCUCGAGACCCCUCCUCCAACCACAGCCCCUCAGGUCGCGCCUGUUCCCAAACCGAGAACUUUUCAGCCUGGGAAAGGGAUCGAGAGGAGGCCGAGCAGCGACAAGACAGCGCUCGGUGAAGCGCCUCCCGUGACAGGUGCGACGGAGCUACCGCCUCCGGAGGCCCCGACCCUGGCUCCCAAGGUGCCCCCGAGGAGGAAGAAGUCUGCCCCGGCAGCCUUCCACCUACAGGUCCUACAGAGCAACAGCCAACUCCUCCAGGGCCUCCCGUGCCCCCCACCGCAGCCCGACGCCUACCCGCCCUGCCCGCAAGCUCUUCUUGGCGUUUCAUCUGCCGCAAGCCCUGAGACGGAUGAGCCCCGAGUGGCGGAGCCCGAGGUAGCUGCUUUCCAUGGUGAUGAUCCAGAUCCCUUCUGGAGCCUUCUCCACCACCCUAAGCUGCUGAAUCAUACCUGGUUACCCAGGAGCUCUGACCCUUUAGACUUGGGGUCCAGGAACUCGGAGAGGACACACACAGACCCAGCACAGGUCAGCGCCUCAGUGGCUGAGAGGGGGCUGCCACCAGACUGUGGCGGGAAAGACUUCAGUCACUGGGUGGCAGCCAGUAACAAAGACAAGAGGACAACAUUAGGCGUUUGAUCCACGGGCAAGGACGUGGCCCGUCGCCUUUGAAGAUGCUCGUUCCGGAUGUUCGCCCUCCUCGUGUGGGCAUUGCCUGGCCUGGUUGAGAGGGAUAUCAAUGUAAAGUUGCACUGAAAGACUUGUCACUCGUGUGUAGUUUGUAGAGAUUGUCUCCCAUUCAGUACAUCAUUCAGCGGCCACCAAAAGAUUUCAUUCAAGACCUGUGCAUUCUAAGCUUGCUCUCAGGGGGAUGGGAAAUGUGCUGUCGGAUUCAGCAGAUGGAUUUUAAAGGAAAGGAAUCUAGCUUGCCCAAGAUGCUCUCACCCACUGAAUUUUAAAUGGUUGUUCAACUUACGUGUGUAUACCAUUUGCCUGUUGUUUUUGUCUGCGUUUUACGGAUUCGGGGUAAGUGGUGGGUUCAUAAAAGAUAACAUUAAAAGCAGUUGGGACCAUUCAGAGCUGUUCUGGCCCACUUUAAAUCAGGUUAAGGAAGGGAAAAAAAAGUCAGCUGAAAACAGCAAAUAGGUCAACAGCAUGCCUGGACCGUGCAUUCUCGUGAGCCCCUUUUUAUGGGGUUGCCCUUCAUAGCUUCAGGCUCAGCAGGAAGACCUCAUCUGUACUGAGCAUGUGUGUGUGCUGAUGUUCCCUCAACACUACAGCGUAACAGGUGAGCACAAGAGAAUGUGUAGGAACUAUACACUGUGCCGUUGGGGACUUGGCAUCUAUGGAUGUGGGUACCUCAGGGUGUCCUGGAACGGAUCUCUCACAGACACUCAGGUAACUACCCAGGUGUAUUAACUCUGAUUAUGGAUAAGUCCUGUGGGAGCUGGUGGCAAUGGUGGCGAUCCUGUUUUGGUAGUGACAGGUGCACCAUGAACUUCCACGCCACUCAGAUAUGGACCAGCUGACUCCUGCAUGCCCUCUACACGGCCAUGGUCCUGAGCUGUGGUAUGCUGCUUAAACCAAUUUCUAUUCACCCCCUGGAUGAAACCUCCUCCAUAUUGUUCAUGUUCCAUAAAGGCACAAAAUGUGAAAACUCGUACUGGCCCAUAAUGACUGAUUUUCAUCGGUGUAGUUUAUGAUGGUUCCAGGAGUGUUCUAGAUGGCUUUAUGAGGAAGUACCUCCAGGGCAAGGAGCGUGGUGGGCUUGGUAUCUGCGUGUCUCUUGGGUCUGUGUGUUACCUUCCCAUAUUCAUGCAUUUCUAAUACUUCUCAUCUCUUCUCAAGAACUGAUAAAGACAGCAUGAUGCUAUUUUAUAUUUUAAAAAUAUUGUGAGACCUACAAUCUAUUUUGAGCAGAUAUCACAUUUUUGUGUAUAAAAAGUUCCUUAGCUGAAGAAGGCCGAGAUUGCAGGGUCACAAGGUCAAGACCAGCUUGGGCAACAGAGCAAGAUCCCUUUUCAGAAAGAAGGAAAUUGAUUAGCAAACCUGUUAUGCCAACUUCCAUACUUCGGAGUCUUUCACAUCAUAGACCCAUACAGCAAUGUCCUGUGUGGCCUCUUUUGGGCACUCCUGCAGUGAAUGCUAAUGGUUGGGACAGCCAUGGUCAUUUUGCUUGGGACAUGCCACUCUCUUUAUCACCUACCAGACCGCUGGGAUUUCAGAAAUUAUUUUCAUGGUCACAUUCGAGAUAUUUUGUAAAUGGUUUAAAUCUGGCAUUCAAGAACAAAAGUCCAUGCAUCUACAUUCAUCUGAAAAUGGAUCAGAG
Molecule: messenger RNA, 6265 nt
Organism: Peromyscus maniculatus bairdii (prairie deer mouse)
Lineage: Eukaryota; Metazoa; Chordata; Mammalia; Rodentia; Cricetidae
Source: RefSeq, a predicted model, not a curated record